Lingula anatina is the source of this 2325-nucleotide messenger RNA. RefSeq lists its product as uncharacterized. The record is from RefSeq and is a predicted model, not a curated record. NCBI's taxonomy places the organism in Eukaryota, Metazoa, Brachiopoda, Lingulata, Lingulida, Lingulidae. Gene Ontology annotation, molecular function: hydrolase activity, hydrolyzing O-glycosyl compounds. Gene Ontology annotation, biological process: carbohydrate metabolic process.
AGGAAAUUGAUGCACAGACAUAUGCAGACUGGAAAGUUGAUUUUGUGAAAAAUGAUGACUGCUACAUCCAUCCAGGUGAAAAUAUUGAAAAAAGUUACCAAACCAUGUACGCUGCGAUCAAAAACACGGGUCGUCAGAUGAUCCACAGUGUGAAAGGAUCUGCUGAAAAUUUGGAACUUGCUUCUGGGUUUUCGAAUAUGCGCCGCGUUAAUUAUGAUAUAAAAGACAACUGGAUCAAUAUGAUGUCCUUAGUUGACUGGGCUUUUAGCAAAAACUUGUACGAUCAUUCGGGACUCUGGCACGACUUAGAUAUGCUUGAAGUUGGGAAUGGAGGGAUGACAACGGAAGAAUAUAAGGUCCACUUUUCCUUAUGGAGCGCAUUGAAGUCGCCUCUAAUUCUUGGUAAUGACCCGAAAAUGAUGAAAGACAGCGUGAAAAAUAUUCUUACGAACCCAGAAGUUAUAAACAUAAACCAAGACCCACUGGGUAAACCCGUUUCAUUGGUGAGAGAAGAAAAACUCGGACACGCUGAACACUUAGCCGUUUCUGAUUUAAGAUGUACGAGGAAUGAUACAAACCAGCAGUGGAGUUACAGCAAGGAAAAAAGGUGGCUCAAACAUGUGAAACUUGACUUGUGUCUAACAGCGAAUGUAACAAGUAAGUUGGUCACGGUAGAGAAGUGCGGCCGUUCAGAUCUCCACCAGGCGUGGACAGUCGAUGAAGAAAGAAACAAAAUAUAUUUCAAUAUUGCAAGUGGAAAAACUUAUUGUCUUGAACUUAAAAGUUGGGAAAUGUAUGGACAAGCAACCGUGAAAAAGUGCCCCAAGAAACCGACAUAUAAAGAAAAGAUUUAUUUUGAAAAAUCUGCAUCGAACACAUCCUCUUAUGUGAUCUAUAAUUUAAAGACGUUUAACGACAAAUGUUUGAAGGUCGGUGGAGUCGCUGACCUUCAAGUCUACAGUGGGCCACUUAGCAAAAACAGGGUAGUGGUUCUAAUAGUAAACAGGGAUGUCGUGGAUCACGGAUUUUCAUUUAAUCUUGAAGAGUACGUAAAUACAGAACAAGAUAAACAUUAUGUGGUCAAAGAGGUGUGGGAGAAAUUUGAAUUCAAAGCGAUCGGGGACACCAAACUUGUCACAGACUUUGAAAUUCCAUCCCAUUCCUGUAAAAUGUUUAUUAUUACCCCACAGUCCAAGGCAUAAUUUGGAAAUAUUUCCACAUGGAAACAAAAUGAGACCAUAUGUUAUUAUAAUUAAUGACUUAUGUGCAAUUUGGAAUUAUAAAUGUAUUACCACAACCAAGGGUACUCAAUACUAGAGACCAGAGUGAUGAGAUUAAUUCCAUGCUUAAAUUCUCUAUUACAGUAGAAAGCAUGCCAUGAAUCAGCCAGAGACAUGCAGUUGUAUCUAGAAAAAAAUCAAACAGUGGCCUUGGUAGCGGGUAAACUAAGGAGGUGUGUGUCCCUUGUUCCAACCCACACUUGUUGCCAUUUUCUCCUUGUAAUAAGAAACAGAAAAAGUGUUGUAGCUGCGACGGAGAAGCAAUGAGAAACGGGGAUCAUCUAACGCACGAAAUGUGGUAGAACAACUGUCCAUGCAUCACACCUAGGACCCGAAAUAUAGGUUAUCUAUCCUAGAUCACACUAAAGUUGUCCGGUGUCUAAAAUUAUCACCAUUGAUUAUAUAGUUGUUUUAGUGCCUAUAUCUAUCCUUAGUUAUGUAAUAAAUAAACAAAAACGCACUAAGACUAGGACUAAUCCAUACCCAUGGAUGAAAAGAAUGAGAUAAUUUUUAAAUGUCGACACUUGAGUUUCAUGAAGAGGUCGAAUCUAUGAACAAAGCAUAAAAAUAAUGGGGAUACAGUUUCAUGUUCAAGCCAUUUUACAAUUUAUUUCCUCUCAAAUAUUUAUGUGUUUUGUAAAGGGUUACGAAAUAGGUUGGUACUAACGCUAUUCAAAUAAGCCCUCUAGGCCUUUCAGUAUGGAAUGAAAGUAAACGUCACAAGGCCGAUGUAAAAUAUAGUUCGGUUGAGACUCAAAUGGCAAAGAGCUUUUAUAUAACAUAGUGAUAUAUCAUAUUACACUAAUAUUAGCGGACAAAUGUCCAAACUUGGCCGCUGGUUUUCAUAUUCCAUUAUAUGUAACAUUAAACAGAGAAUUACAUAAAUAGACAGCCAGUCUCAGCUAAAAAUGUCCACAAUUAUUAAAAAUAUAUGAAAAGAGGUUCUGUCCCAUUACUCUGAAAUUUUGUAUUAACACGUUUGUACAUCCCACUCUUAAACCGACAUUAGCCAAAUGAUUUCACAAAUUAAUACAUUCCUGGUACU